AUGGCCCUUCCAAUCGGCAGUCCGUCGCCCAGGGUUGGCCGAUUUCAACAAGCAAUGGAAUCGGUGUACGGCGACUUCAGCGAGAUUAGAAACCCCGAGGAAUGGUCUCCGCCCCCAGGAUCAGGGGGUCAUCGUGGAAGAUAUCUCUGGACAGACGCAUUCGGAGUCGUCAACCUGCUAACCAUGCACCGAGAGUACAAUCGAGCAGGAUAUCCCCGUACUCAAGAUAAUCGAUAUUUGACACUAGCGAGGCGGCUUAUCGAAACGGUCCACAAGGUUCUGGGACGAACCCGCGAUGGCCGCUCUCCUUUGCCAGGAGCCACAGAGCAAAAUCCUCUGGGGGGCGGACUACGCAUUGGAAAGACCGAGGAGAAUGGUCCUGAUGGCGAUGGACAAUACCACCACUAUCUCACUAUGUGGAUGUUCGCACUGAACCGGAUGGCGCUUGCGUCGGGUGAUAUGCAUUACAACCGCCAAGCCAUACAGCUAGCUCGAGCUAUUCAUCCCAAAUUCUUCAUCGAUCGCAAGGCGGCGCGUCCGCGUAUGAUCUGGAAGAUGUCAGUGGAUUUGUCAAGGCCAUUGGUCAGCUCGGAAGGUAACCUUGAUCCGAUCGACGGGUUUGUCAUCUUUCGCUUGCUUCAGGCAACGGCGACAGCGGCAGGCGAGAGCGACACUCUGGAGGAGGAAAUUGCGGACUAUAGACGCGUGAUGGACCGCAAAGGAGAGCAUUUCGUAUCCGAUGAUCCUCUGGACCUGGGUAUGACUCUAUGGACGGCCCACUGGUUUUCAGAAACCGAAAACUGGGCCUCCAGCCUCGUCAACAGAUGUUUUGAACAAUUGUAUGAUCUUGUCGAGAUCAAAAGAUAUCUCGAACGCAGCAUUCGUUUCCGCUUAGCGUUCCGAGAAUUUGGAACCUGUUUGGGGCUUCAAUGUGAAUCUGAACAAACAGGUAACAAAGAACGAUCCGGUGAUUUCAAAAGUUGGGCCGAUGCGAUCAUUGUCGCGUGGGAUCCUUAUAUGGAAUUGUCAGCGACUGCGGCGCUGACGCCAGCAGACCUGCGGCCCAUUACUCGGGUUAUGUACGCCUCGGCUCUGUUGCCUGGUGCUUUUCGUGCUGGGUAUUUUGGCCCAGAGUCUAAGCCAAAAGAAGUUUUUUGA
Penicillium oxalicum is the source of this 1158-nucleotide messenger RNA. RefSeq lists its product as uncharacterized. Gene Ontology annotation, biological process: carbohydrate metabolic process. The transcript is spliced from 3 exons. NCBI's taxonomy places the organism in Eukaryota, Fungi, Ascomycota, Eurotiomycetes, Eurotiales, Aspergillaceae. The coding region runs from base 1 to 1158 and encodes 385 amino acids. The record is from RefSeq and is a predicted model, not a curated record.